Podospora pseudopauciseta is the source of this 3296-nucleotide messenger RNA. RefSeq lists its product as uncharacterized. Bases 1149 to 3296 code for a protein of 715 amino acids. Lineage: Eukaryota; Fungi; Ascomycota; Sordariomycetes; Sordariales; Podosporaceae. The transcript has 6 exons. The record is from RefSeq and is a predicted model, not a curated record.
GGUUUUUAUAAUGGUUGAUACAGAGGGGCAUCAGUCAAAACUAAGCUCUUGUUUUAUCAACAUAAUACGGUUAUUAAUUCGUGGCCAGUUGACACGCAAGUGAUCAGCAUGGUACUAACGGAGAGAGAUAUCGACGCUUAUCACCACACUCGACUUAUUAUCCACUUAUCGCUUCCUUCCUCGAUCUUCUUUCGGUCCUACUUGCCUCGGCCCAUCACGAGUAUCUCCUCUGAGAAAACAGAUGACCAGUCGCUGAAAAAAAAGACAUCACAAAAGAGAUAGAUCUGAUUGUGAACUUCCAUCGAUCUGGCAUGUGGAACUACAUCAGAGAGAGCUAUUAAAAGUGGGUGGUAUGUUUGCUCGACAGUCUCAAUCUCACAAUGGCAAGACUGGAACUUGGCAACAGCGUAAAAGCUCGCUUAGUUAGUUUUACUCGAUGGAACUCGUGCAAUUUGGCUGAAGCCCAGUGUGAAUCAUCCCGUCAUCCAUCCUACGCAGGAAGCAGAGCUCGGUACUUGUGAUAUGUACCUUUUUUUUUUUUUUUUUCUUUGCGUGAAGUCAGCACCCGGCAACUGAGUGCGAAUACACAACACACCCCAGGAAUUAUUAACCUUGUCUCCCUCGGUUCAAUUCCCACCCACCUUGUUAUCUAAAUAAAUCACCUAGUCUGCCCACCGCACUUUCCCUCUUUUCACCUCUUGCCUCUUUUCUGCGACUUUUUUUUCUUUUGUCUCCGCUUCAACUUUAUCAGAUAAUCGCUCUCUAUCAUCAGCAGCAAAGUGUCCCUAACCAAGCGACUUGCGCACCCACGCACUACAGUGAAUUUCCUGGCCCGAGUCUCGUGUGUGUCUCGGCGCGUCCCAGUGGAAAGAAUCCGGACAACAAAAACAACUCGAGCUUAACAAACUUCACUGUUUGUGUCUUACGCUCGGCCAUCCAACUUCAUCCUGUCAACUUGGUCAGCACAAACACAUCCACGCGCCAAGCCUUCCCAGCUCAACCGAUCCUCUCGACUUGUCGCAAAGUCGGGGAUCAGCAUCACCUGUUGGGUGUUGCGACAACAAACUGAAGCUUUACUUUGCUGAUUAACACACUGCUACAUAUCAGCAAAUCACACAACACCCAGAGCCUUGACUGACUAUCUACGGAUGUCAGUUGGAACAGACAAGAUGGAGACUACCGUCUCCGUGCCUGUUGCGAGAGAAGGUGCCCCAACUGCCAUGAUGGAUGAGCCUACAUCAUUAUCGGUUGAACCGCCAAAGCCAUCACCCAAGGACGAGACUGUCAAAGAUGAAGCGGUUGAUGGUGAGAUCAAGAAGCCAGAAUCGCCCAUUGUUGAGACUCCAGUUCAGCAAGAGUCUUUGGACAAACGUACCGAUCUGGAUGGGCACAAACUCCAAGAGGACGAACUUCACGAAGAGCUCACCCCCCCACCAGAUUCUCCAACAGAUACUGCUAGUAUUGAGGAUCAUCCUGACGACGCUGCUGAGAACCCUGCCGAAGACACGACAGAGGACUUGGUUGAUGACGAUCUUAUGAGUGUCGUUUCGAGCCUUCCCGUCGACGAAACUCAGGAUCUCAUGAGUGUCGAUUCAAGCCCUGUCAUUCAUCACCUGGAAGACGAGAUCGUUGUUGGCACCAAAGCCAACAGGAAGCUGCCCGUCAACCAGGAUAAAUCCGAUAUAGCUGACGUCCACAUGGAUCCAUCUGCGAUUCUUACCGGCAAGCGCAAGCGGACUUCCACUUACUAUGCUGACUCUAUCCAAGACGACAGCCCUGGUCCUCACGAAGGACGUGUCAAAGCCCGGCCUGCCAAGACUCAUGGUUCUGGAGGCGUCAAAGGUGUCAUCAUUGGAUAUUGGCGCGACUCUCAGGUCGAAAAUGAGGCUGAUAAGCAUUCCGUGAUCGGCUUCAUUGACUCGAGGGAUCGCCUUAGAACCAGAAUCCAGACAACUACCCGCGACAAACGUCAGGUUGAUCAACGCUACCCGAUCCCCCCUGGCCCCGGUGGGAGUUGGGUCAUCUUCGAGAAGAUUGUCUUUGAAGACCACCUUGUUGGUCUCAAUCAUCACAUGAUCAAGGAGUUUGUCAAGAUCCGUGCCGAUAAUCUUGGCGAGAAUGAGAGCCCCGAGGAGCGCAACAUAGCCGACAAAGCAGCUGCCGAGCUCGCGGUUGAGAGAGUCACCACCAAUCCUCCCCCCGAAACGGCCAACCAACCUCUCAUUGCUUACGGCGCUGUGAUACCCGAUCCUGCCACCCUUCCCAGCCGUCCCGAGUCCAAGAAACGAAAGGUCACAGGAUCCUUUACUUCAGCCCAGCUAGAGCCUGCCCCCCCCCCUCAACAGCCCGCGGAGGCCCUUCCGGGAACCCGGCCAACUCGCAUCGUUUUGGGAUACUGGAAACAAUCCAGUGAAGAUGACCCGAUUGAGAAGCACGCGGUUUACGGUAUCCUGGGUGCUAAUGACAUGUUCAGGAUCAGGCUUGCGAAGGAGACUCGUGAUGGUAGAGUGAUCGCUGAUGGCAACUUCCCUAGUGGGCCUGGUGCACUGUGGAUCACUUGGGACGCUCUCGAGUUUGAACCUCAUCUCAAAGGUCUCUCCCGCCAUGAGGUCAAGGAAUAUUGCAGGGUUCGCCAGCACCAGCUCGACCAGGGUGAGGCACCUGAGGACCGCGCCCGAAACGAGAUACAAGCCGUCCAAGAGGCUCAGAAGCGUGCUGCUUUGAACAUCGCCGCGGGGACCUCCGUCACUAAGAACGACGUUGAGAUCUCGAUCGAGGGAGCUAAUGGCGUCACUCAUGGUCUUGCUUCCGGCUCGCCUGCCUCAAAGACCAACGAGCCUCGUCGUCAAACUGGGCUCCGCGGCCGACACUCACUCCCUAAUCCCGAGUUCGGAGUUGCUAACCGCAAGUCAUCGUCGGCCAUCGCCCAGAUCGAGAGGACUCAUGAGCUCGCCCGUCACGGGAUUGAAAAGGUUGAGAAGGCGCAGGCUCGCAUUGAUCAGCGUGCCAGCAGCACCGCCACGCCCCGAGAGUCAUCGGCCACCCCAGCCAACCGCAGAGAGCUUUUCAGUGAAAACAUCUCUCGCUUGAACAACGUUUGGGCCAGUCAAGAGGCCACACGCAUCCGUAACGAGGGCCAAGGCUACGAAGGAGACGUCCUGAUGAACGGUACCAUCAGGUACGAGCGAAAGCAAACCGGCCCGUUCAAGGGCAUUCUGGUCAGCCAACCCUUCCUGAUCCAGAUAGACGGGGAGGAUUACGUGGAGUACCGCGUCCUCACGAAGCCGAGCUUCUAG